AAAACUGCAUCAAUUUGUGUACCAUCGCAAAAGAAUCAAAAGAUAUAUCAAGACACCAGAGAGCAAAAAAGAAAAAGAGAGAUCCGAAAUGUCAGGAAUCAUGCACAAGAUCGGGGAGACUCUCCACAUGGGAGACCACAAGAAAGAGGAAGAGAAGCAUAAGGGAGAAGGUCAACAUGGACAUGGUGGAGAGUACAAGGAAGGUCACCAUGGUGGUGAGCACAAGGAAGGUUACUAUGGUGGAGAGCACAAGGAAGGUUACUAUGGUGGAGAGCACAAGGAAGGCCAGCACAAGGAAGGGAUGAUGGAUAAGAUCAAGGACAAGAUCCACGGCGGUAGUGCUGAGCAUGGCCACGACGGGGAGGAGAAGAAGAAGAAGAAGAAGGAGAAGAAGAAGCACGAGGAUGGCCAUGAGAGCAGCAGUAGCAGUGACAGCGAUUGAUCAGUUCAACCAUCGUCUCCCCGAUAUAUACCUCUACUAGUCUAUAUUGGGUGUAUGGGAUUGAUGUGAAGGCUUGUCUAAUUAUGUCUUUUUCUUAUAUAUUUUAGCUUCAGCUGGGAAAAAAAAAAGAGAGAGAGGAUGUUUGCUGUUUGGUAUUACAUAUGGUGUGGAAUGUAUUUAGGCAGGGUGUGAAUGGAAAUAUGAUAUGAGAAUAAUAUGUUUCCUGUUUGAUAAUGCUA
This is a messenger RNA of Theobroma umbraticum, 681 nucleotides long. Its product is annotated as dehydrin family protein. NCBI's taxonomy places the organism in Eukaryota, Viridiplantae, Streptophyta, Magnoliopsida, Malvales, Malvaceae. The record is from RefSeq and is a predicted model, not a curated record. Gene Ontology annotation, molecular function: metal ion binding.